AUGUCACUCCUGAACCUCGCUCGUCGCCUGCUGAUCGCCUUUGAGGUCCGAAACGAUACUCAUGUUAUCUACGCUCCCCGAUAUCUUUCACCUACGGAGUGGGAGUCUCUAGCCGAGACAGCGAGUCGUUAUCGGCGUAUCCGAGAGGAGAACAGAGUGGUCAAUGCCUUUGCUAAGAAGCGAGAGCCUAUUGCCAAAGCAAGGCCUAUAAGACGCAGACCACCAACCGUCCAGUCUUCGUCUCAACCAACAGCUGAGGAGCCUGAUAUUCCUGAUACAAGUCAGAUCCCAUUGUUCGAUUCAGUGACACACGUGGUUCCUUCGAUGGAGCCGAAGGCGCAUUCGAUGCCAGAUCAUGUCUUGGUCGUGGUUGAAAACGCCACGACGGACGGGGUAGGAAGAACCUUGCAUGGCUUGUACGCAAAUCCAGUCGAAAGCGGCGAGACUUCCAAGGUAUUCGGGGUAGAAACUCGCCUUUCACUGAACAAACAUCUUUUCGAUUCAAAAGAUGUCGUCCGAAAGUGCGCGGUCAAACGUCUACAUGAAUCGACGAGUGCAGAGCACUUCUGGACCGAGUACGAGUCCUUGAAGCGUCUAAAGAGCUUGAAUCAUCCUCACCUGGUAGAGACACUCUCAAUCUUCAGAUCCGAGAUGGGUACAAUACAGCAUUUCAACUUUCUGUUUCCACUGGCUCUUUUGAACUUGAAACGUCUCUUCCGAGAUUAUUAUAUCCCAGUUCCCCUUCGAAAACGAAACCUUGAUUCCCUCUGGGGCCAGAUUCCUGGACUCUCAAGUGCAGUUGCCUACCUUCACGACUCUGUUCAUAUGGCACAUCGAGAUAUCAAGCCGUCUAAUAUCCUGGUCUAUGAGGAGUAUUCCGGUACAGGACUCUCUCUCAAGCUUACAGACUUUGGAUUAUCAGUCGACCUAUCCAGGGCCAGAACAUGGGAGCAAGGCAGUCGAGCUCGUCAAUCAGCUUGGCUUUAUGACUCUCCAGAAGUUCGAAAAGCCUCUCCAAUGGCGGGGUCAACUGAACCAGGCGCGAGAAUCAAUAUCCCCUCUUCAUCGGAUUUGAUGGCUAAUGACAUCUGGAAACUGGGAUGUGUGUUUACAGAGAUGCUUGCUUAUCUAACAGGUGGAGGUUCCUCUGGUGUAGAAGCAUUUCGUGACUAUAUCACAACUACAGAAGAAAACAUCUCUUCUGACGUGUUUAACGAUACUCGCUUCGAUGAUGGCGAACAGGUCAAACCUCAGGUUCUCGAGUUUAUUGAUCAGAUGGCGUACAGGGACUACCGAGCAGGCAUGAUGCAAUCCGUCAUCAAGGAAAUGCUCGCCAAGUCAGCAUCAAGACCUACAAUUGCUCGUGUUUGUCAAGAGUUGGCAGAGAACAACUUCCCGGACAUAAACUUCAAUGAUGGAGUAAGAGUGGUUCAGUUCGUUCCAGCAGAUCGUUUAGCACGCUCACGCUUCGAUGCUUUAAGACUCAAAAUUGAGGAAUUGACUGGUCGACCAAUAGAUUGGACCCCCUUCCGUCAACCAUUACCCAGGCUGGAUGCCGGCGGCUACAUGGCAACUUGGAAGGCAAGUUUGGCAUGUUCUACCAACAAGUUGUCUCAUAAUAAUACUUUCCAGUGGCAUGGAGUCGAGCUCGCUCUAGCUCUUUCUCGGGAUGAGUUUGAUCGCUACAAAGCAACAUGCUUCCCUGUCACUACAAACAACGUUCCCCUUCUCCCUCUUACAAGACAGGGUCACAAGACCCAACAGACGGCUAAGCCAGGUUCUUCUAUGCAAUCCGCUAGUCUGGGACAGCCUUCUCAAUCCUCUCCCGCCACUAAUAUCCUCGCAGCCAAUGCUCUCCCGGCAGUCCAAACAACUGUAAAUACGAAAGACAUUUACUGGUGCAUUGAGAGAAACUUUACAGAGCCAACAGAGAUAUACCUUUCCCCCAUUGAGAAUGCAGAGGCACUAGACGAUGACGAACAACUGUUCCGUCAGGUGAACAAGGCCAUUAGUAGCAGAGAGGGUUGGGUUCGCCGACUUCUCUCGUGGAAGAGUUGUACCGCCAUCGACUUUGUCCAGUUCCUUGUUAUCUGGGACAACAAAGAUCAAGUCAUACCAAUCGAGAAAGAGCUACCUCCUCCUGCUACUCCGUUCUACAACCAUUCCAUCCCUUUGCCGCACGACGUUCACAUGAGAACGGCUGAGCAGCAAAUGGUAUUUGGGCUCCGUGAUCCAAAGAAGGGUAGAGGAGAAACAACUAUCAUCGAUAUGAUUCCUAAGAAGAGAAACCCUCCCCCAUUUCCAAAGAGAAUAUCAGAACCUGGCUGGGGUCUGCAUGCCAAGAUGGGGUUCUCUCGGCGAAGGUUCCUGGCGUGGCUGAUUUUCUGCAUUAUUUUGGGUGGAAUCUUUGUGGUUUUCUGGCUGAUCUUUAUUAACAAGACAGACCUGCAGAAUGCCUAUAUUCCUACUUUUCUGUUUGCGACUAUACUGACUGUUGCGCUGGGAUUGCUUCAGGUAGCGUAG
Molecule: messenger RNA, 2523 nt
Organism: Fusarium fujikuroi IMI 58289
Lineage: Eukaryota; Fungi; Ascomycota; Sordariomycetes; Hypocreales; Nectriaceae
Exons: 4
Coding region: 1-2523 (840 amino acids)
Biological process (GO): peptidyl-serine phosphorylation; peptidyl-threonine phosphorylation
Molecular function (GO): ATP binding; protein serine/threonine kinase activity
Source: RefSeq, a predicted model, not a curated record